UCUCGCUAUCUCCCACCAUCUCUCUCUCUCUCUCUCUCUCUCUCUCUCUCUCUCUCUCUCUCUCUUCGAAGAGGAGGAUGAAAAAAUCACAGAGCUGAAGCCUGGUCCAGAAUCUGACCAGCAUGAAGAGGAGGACAUCAAGGAGACGAAAGAGGAUAAGAAGAUGGGAUUGGGUGCUACCCCUGCAGGGAGCUGACAGAGGAAGAGAAGCAGCAGAUUCUCAAAUCAGAGGAGUUCCUCAGUUUCUUUGACUGCAGCAUCAGAGUGAUGGAGAGAGCCCUGGCUCAGGAAUCAGACAUCUUCUUCAACUACAGCGGACAAGACCUGGAUGACAAGGAGGGGGACUUACAAGGCGGGUCCAGUCAGUCCCUCAGUAGGUUGUUCUAUGACGAUCACUGGUCCAAACAUCGAGUCAUCACCUGUCUGGACUGGUCCCCUCAGUACCCAGAGCUGUUGGUGGCGUCCUACAACAACAACGAGGAUGCUCCUCACGAGCCUGACGGUGUAGCUCUGGUCUGGAACAUGAAGUUUAACAAGAACACACCUGAGUAUGUCUUCCACUGCCAGGUAAAAUCAGUCCCAGGUCCAGGUCUAUAAAUAUGUUGGGUACAGGGCCUGUAUUCACAAAGUGUCUGAUCUAGGUUGAUAUGACCUAUAACUGUUCCCCACAGGAUACAGAUACUGGAUUCUAUUCACAAAGUGUCUGAUCUAGGUUGAUAUGACCUAUAACUGUUCCCCACAGGAUACAGAUACUGGAUUCGUGUGAUAUAUAUGUCUAUAUAUUUAACAAUAGUCUGAUUCACAAUUGUGUUUUGAGUCUCAACAGAGCCUAAAUAAAAAUGUUUUCACAUCA
Messenger RNA from Oncorhynchus kisutch (coho salmon), 853 nucleotides. It is a transcript of the gene dync1i1a, whose product is annotated as dynein cytoplasmic 1 intermediate chain 1a. Gene Ontology annotation, biological process: transport along microtubule. Gene Ontology annotation, molecular function: dynein light chain binding; dynein heavy chain binding. Gene Ontology annotation, cellular component: cytoplasmic dynein complex. The transcript has 4 exons. The record is from RefSeq and is a predicted model, not a curated record. Lineage: Eukaryota; Metazoa; Chordata; Actinopteri; Salmoniformes; Salmonidae. The coding region runs from base 268 to 597 and encodes 109 amino acids.